AUGCAAGCAGAGGUGGAACUGGUCUUACUGGGCCCAGGCACCCCGGGGGGGGAGCGGUACCGGGUGAGGGUGACGACGGGGUCCCAGUGGGGCGGGGGGACGCUGGCAGCCGUCACCCUCAGCCUGGUGGGGACGGGGGGACAGAGCCCCCCCUGCCACCUCGACUGGCCCCGCCACCGCCUGCGCCCCGGCACCACGGUGGUGACGGAGGUGACGUCACCGCGGCCCCUGGGGACCCUCCUGCUGCUGCGGCUGUGGAAGGAGCCACUGGUGUCCCUGGUCCCCGACCGAUGGUUCUGCGCCCGCGUCACCGUCACCGGGCCCCUGCGGGAUGGGGACACCGGGGGGGGUGACACCGGGGAUGACGACGUCGCGGGGGACGAUGUUGGGGACACCCCCACGGCCACCUUCCCCUGCUACCGCUGGCUGGAGAGCGGCUGCCUGGAGCUGCGGGAGGGCACCGCCCGGACACCGCGUGCGGCCGCCUGGGAGCCGCGGCUGCUGCAGCAGCGCCAGGAGGAGCGGAAGGAGCGCGAGGAGGCCUUCCACCAGGUCCGGGUGCGGCUCCGGGGGCUUCGCUGUGGUGGCUCCUGGCGCAGCUUCGAGGACCUGCAGGAGGUGCUGGGGGGGCCGGGGACCCCCAUCAGCGAGUACGUGGUGCAGCACUGGCGGGACGACGCCUUUUUCGGGGAGCAGUACCUGAACGGGGUGAACCCCGUCCUGCUGCGCCGCUGCUCCCGCCUGCCCCCCAACUUCCCCGUCACCCCCCCCAUGGUGGCGCCCAGCCUGGGCCCCCACACCUGCCUGCAGCGCGAGAUGGAGGGGGGGCGGCUCUUCCUGGCCGACUACGCGCUGCUGGAGGGGCUCCCCACGGGGCGCGGGGGGGGGGAGCCCCAGUUCCUGGCCGCCCCCCUCUGCCUGCUCUGGCUCAGCCCCCGCCGGCAGCUCCUGCCCGUCGCCAUCCAGCUGUCCCAGCACCCCGGCCCCGAGGCUCCCAUCUUCCUGCCGGGGGAUGGGUGCUGGGCGUGGGCGCUGGCCAAGCUGUGGGUGCGGGGCGCCCACUUCACCCUGCACGAGGCCGUCACCCACCUGCUGCACACCCACUUCCUGGGGGAGACCUUCGCCAUGGCCACCCACCGCCUGCCCGCCUGCCACCCCGUCUACCAGCUCCUGCUGCCCCACUGCCGUUUCACCUUCCACAUCAACAUUUUGGCCCGGGACUCGCUGCUCAGCCCCGGGGGGAUCAUCGACAAGGCCACGGCGGUGGGGCGGGAGGGGACACUGGAGCUGGUGGCCCGAGCGACGGCGGCGCUGACCUACACGGAGCUGUGUGUCCCCGAAGACCUGGAGCACCGCGGGGUCACCGACAUCCCCAACUACUACUACCGCGACGACGCCCUGGAGAUCUGGGGGGCCAUCGAGAGCUUAGUGCAGGGGAUCGUGGCGCUCUACUACCCCGAGGACAGUGACGUGGCCGAGGACCACGAGCUCCAGGACUGGGUGGGCGAGAUCUUCACCUAUGCCGUCCUGGGCAAUGAGAAGACAGGCUUCCCCUCAAAGCUCUGCAGCUGCCCUGAGCUCGUGAAGUUCCUCACCAUGAUCAUCUUCUGCUGCUCCGCCCGGCACGCCGCCGUCAACAGCGGCCAGUACGACUACGCCGCCUGGAUGCCCAACACCCCAGGGACGCUGCGGCGGCCACCACCAAGGACGAAGGAGGAGGCCACCGCUGAGCUGCUGCUGGAGACCCUCCCGUCCCCCGACGCCACCGGCGCCCUCCUGGCCCUGCUCAGCGUCGUCAGCUACGAGGGCGGAGAACCGCGCCCGCUGGGCUCCCGCCCCCAGGAACACUUCAGUGGGGCGGCCCCACGGCGGCUCCUUGGCUCCUUCCGACAUCGCCUGGCCGCCAUCUCCCACCGCAUCCAGCGCCGCAACGCGGGGCUGGCGCUGCCCUACCCCUACCUCGACCCCGCCUGCGUCCAGGAGAGCGUCGCCAUCUGACCCACAACGUGUCCCCAAACCCCACUGGUGGUCCCCAACCCCCCCAAGAUGUCCCCAACCUCCUUGGACCAUCUCCAACCCUUCCCGUGGUAUCCCCAACCUCCCCAUCCCACCACCCCUCAACAUGUCCCCAACCCCCUCGGGGGUCCCCAAGUGCCUUGGACCAUCCCCAACCCUCCCUGUGGUGACCUCAACCUCCCCAUCCCAUCACCUCCCAACCCUCCCCAAGAUGUCCCCAACCUCCUUGGACCAUCCCCAACCCUCCCCGUGGUGUCCCCAACCCACCAUCCCACCACCCCCCCAACAUGUCCCCACCCUCCCAAGAUGUCCUCAACCUCCUUGAACUGUCCCCACCCCUCCCAAGAUGUCCCCAACCCUCCCUGGACCGUCCCCAAGCUCCUCGAGGUGUCCCCAAACCUGGGUCUGGUCCCUGCUCCAUCCCCACCCCGUCCCACCAUCGUCCCCCAUCUGGCCCA
Grus americana (Whooping crane) is the source of this 2474-nucleotide messenger RNA. RefSeq names its product polyunsaturated fatty acid lipoxygenase ALOX15B-like. Lineage: Eukaryota; Metazoa; Chordata; Aves; Gruiformes; Gruidae. The transcript has 14 exons. Gene Ontology annotation, biological process: linoleic acid metabolic process; lipid oxidation. The record is from RefSeq and is a predicted model, not a curated record. Bases 1 to 1998 code for a protein of 665 amino acids. Gene Ontology annotation, molecular function: protein binding; oxidoreductase activity, acting on single donors with incorporation of molecular oxygen, incorporation of two atoms of oxygen; iron ion binding.